Messenger RNA from Chilo suppressalis (striped riceborer), 5901 nucleotides. The record is from the annotation of a GenBank genome assembly. NCBI's taxonomy places the organism in Eukaryota, Metazoa, Arthropoda, Insecta, Lepidoptera, Crambidae.
UAUGCCUCCGGCAGCGACAGACGCGCGCGCUUUUUCGCUCAACUGUAAUUAUCAGAGAAGUUGAUAUAGCUAUUAUUAAGUUAAGUGAACCUAACGAGUGCUGUUGGAUUUUAAACAAAAUUUUCCUGAAAAUAAUUGAGUUUUGUUAUUUUUUUGAACGUCAUGUGACAUGAGCUAUGGAAGAGGAAAGUGAAACUACUAAUGCAUCUGAGACCUGCGGUUCAGCCCUCGCCGAAUCGCAGAUUAAUGACAUUUCCCCACGAACUGAGCAAACAAAGAAUGAUGAAAGUACAGGACAAAUUACUAGUGAUAUAAAUAAUUUAAAUUGUGAUAAGGACGGUAGUGUUGAUAGCAAGAACGAAAGCGGAGUAGUUCUUGAAGAAAAUAAUGUAACUAUAGAAGCUAAGGAAUCUGUGGUUGAAAAUGAAACUUGUGAAGUUAACGACGACGUGCGUUCGCUUGGAGAUUUGGAUAGCUUGCCUGCGGGUGACGAACUAGUAUUAGGUGCUGCCGGAAGUGAUAGUGGGGUAGAAGGCUGUGGUCGUGCUCUGAGUAGCGGUGGAGGUUCCAGAUCGUGCGCCUCCAGUGUAGUUUCCUGUGGCUCUGGUUGUGGCUCCGAAAGUUCUUCUUUAGCGGGCGCACCGCCGCGGCCCCGCCGUCGUGUUAACGUUACCGUACCCGACCUUAAGCGUAAUUCUCCUAUCGGAACCUCCACUCCUCGACCUGUUACCGCUCCGAGAGGCCCCAAUCUUGCCACACGUGAGAGGGCAAGAAGUCGCGAGAAACCUAUACCUCCAGAAAAGCCUCGGCCCCUGACGCCUAAACCGCGAAUCCGUCCGACGGCUGACUUGCCAAAUCUAGUCCGUGAAAGCCCUGCGUUACGUGCCAAACCAACAAAGACCUCUACAGCUAGAUGUAGAACGCCAAAUUCGCCCAGUGAAGAGAAAAGAUGGCCUGCAAACGGACCUCGAUUGACGCCAGUCUCUGAUGCCAACGCGACUCGUGUCGCUGCUGAUAAAUAUGGGACACUGCCACGGAGGAGAAGGGAUGCAGAGACUGAUGCAUCACCUAAACAUGAGGGCACUCCGCCAUCGUCGAGGAGGCCCACGGUUACUCGAUCAGUUUCGUCUAGAUCGACGACGAAGACUCGUGUUAGAAUAUAUGCAGAAAAAACUUCGCAAACCGUGCUGUUAGGCUCUGAUGUGGAAUCAGCUCUAGCUGGGGUAGUCCCUAAUAUUGAUAAUCGCGUCGAAGUGACUCGAUGCCAUCGCGGCGUGCAGGCGAGCUCCCGCGACGUCGAGAUGGCGCGGCUAACGGCAGCCGCUGCUGCAGCGGAGGCGACCGCGGCGGAGGAACGCGAGCGCAGGCUGCAGGUGGAGACGCAGCUGGCGGCAGAACGCGCCGCGCGACUCGCCGCCAUUGCUGAGCUAGAGAGGAACUCGCAGCGGCUGCUGGAACUCGCUGGUGCUAGUGCUGACGCGGGCGCAGAGAAUUGUCUUCGUGCGUUGGAGGACCAACUGCGAUCAGCGGGGGAGUUGGCGGCGCGGCAGCGGGCCGAGAUCGACACUCUACGGGACCAGUGCGGCAAGCUGCAAGUUGAAUCGUGCGGGGCGCGGGAAACGGCGCGGUCAUUGGAUGCCAGAUUGGCGGAGGCGGAGCGCGAGGCGUCUGAAAUGCAGGACUUCCUCGCGGCCGAGACCGCCGCGCUCGGCGACUCGCUGCACGACGCCGAACAGGAGGUCGCCAGGCUCAACGCAGAACUAGAGCGGAGGCGAGCGGAGUGCAGGCAGUUGGUGCGCAUGUGCGAACAACGUCGGCAAGAGGCCCUAGCUGCGGCGGCCCGGGCCCGGUCCGGCGGAGGCGCCGCCAAUGCGCUCGACAACCUGGGGCGGCGCCUCAAAGCACUCACCCACGCCGUUCGCGCCGCCUACAACCUGCCCCGCGAAGCCCUGCACCCGCCCGUCUACCACAACGACGUGUACAGUCGUAGCGACAGCGGUGAGGCAUUAUCACCGGAGGAAGAACCGCGCGGUUUAUUGGCGGCAGUAACGCGCGCCCUACGCUCCACACAAGCGCCGCAGCAGCGGGAGGCGGACGACGACCGCUCGCGCGUCUCCGACGACAACGACAACUCCGCCGACCUGCUCGACUCCGAGACCGAGCCCUGUCUAGUCACCGACCCUGAAUGUGCAGAAGAAUGGUGGUCGGGUGCCGAAGGCGCUGGCGCCUGGAGCGGUGACGAACUGUCACCCGAGCAGGAGUCUGUUGGAGAUGAUAGAGAGGCGGAGUCAGCUUCAGCGUCGGAACGCGAGUCGCUCCGCAACUUGUCGGCGGCGAUCGCGCAGCGGCAGCGCUCGGAGGCGGAAGACGCAGAGCGCGGCUCGUUGGUGGAACGUGUGGUGUCAUUGGACGCGCGGCUUUCAUCGCUCGUGCGCGCGCUGCACGCCGCCGCCCGCGCGCCCGACGCGCCCGCCGCACGUCUCGCACACGCGCUCAGAGAUAAGAUAGACGUCACGGAAAAGAAUGUUGCCGAUGUGGUGGUAAAAAAGCUGGCAGAAUUGGACGCAAGCAAAAACAUGAUGGAACAGUACCGCCAGUCCGUCGAGAUGCUCAAAAAACAACUGGCACAAACAGGUGAAGACGAUGAUUUAGAAUUUCUUGAGGAGGAAUUCACGUCAUGCAGCGAAGAGGAGCGGCGCGCCCGCUACGAGGCAUUGGACGCGGCACUCGCGGCACUCAGCAGCCGCGCCGCGACGCGUGCGUGGCCGCGCCUCGCCGCGCUGCAACUGCGGCUAGAGCGACUCGCCUUCGCCGCCGCGGCCCCCCCACCACCGCACCACCAGUCUGCUGCUGCGGCUACCACACCUGCCCCAGCUAGGCUUCUACCUACAGGCGCGUGACGUGUUCUCCUACCGCUCUAAUAGAAGCCCACGUGGGGAGUGCUCUUUGUAGCCAAGACAUGCGUGAUAUAGAUAUCGAGCAUUCUCCCUAGCAGUUGCACCUGGCUACAGCGAUAUAGGUCUAUCGGCCGUUCUUCCUAACAACUGCGACUCGCCUUCGUCGCUGCCGAGCCUCCAUCUACGCACCACUCAUCUGCUGCUAUGGCUACCAUACCUGCCGCGCCUUCUUGGCUUCUACUUACAGGCACGUGACGUGUUCUCCUAUUCCUAGCCAAGACGUAUAGCGAUAUAGGUUUAUCGGCCGUUCUUCCUAACAACUGCGACUCGCCUUCGUCGCUGCCGUGCCUACAUCACCGCACCACCAGUCUGAUGCUGCGGCUACCACACCCGCUUCUGCUACCCCGUAUGAAGACAUUAAACAAGCUAAUCCUUAGCUCGAAAUUUUGUAAAGUACUAUAUACGAAUACGAAUUCACUCGCGCUACCAAUUGUGUCAUAAAAUUAAAUUAUUGUUACAUGUACGUAAAGAUGUCAAAUGGCAUUUACUUUAUGACAAAGACAUCUUUUGUGUGGUUUUAAUUUUGUCACAAUUAGUCUGGACGAAUUGUUUAAAAAUGACCACACAAAACAGUGAUAUGUCACAAUUUUCUCCGUAUAACUUUCCAUGAGUAGUAAAUUUUGUAGUACCCCUAACCAUUUCUUUAUAAUGCCGGCAUUUUACUUGCAUACUCGUAUGUGCCGUUUAUAAACUUAACAUCAGUCUGUCCUUAUCAUCACACUAAUACUAUAAAGGCGAAAGUUUGUGAGUGUGUAAGUGUAUGUUUGUUACUACUUCACGUCUAAACGGCUGGAGCGAUUUAAUUUAAAAUUUGAUUUGGAUUUAGCCGACACCCUGGAUUAACACAUAGGCUACGUUUUACUGCGGGAAAAUAUCCCUAAUAAACCGCGGGUAACACCGCGGGGCACAGCUAUUUCCUUAUAUAGCAUAAUAAGGACAAACUGUUGUGAAGUUUACAAAUAGUGAAUACGAAUAGUCACGUGCAAUGCCGGCCUAAGAUGCAUGCAUGCCAGAAAUUAUGCGUGUGAAAAAAUUAGCAUCGAAAACAUUAACAAAUAAAUUCUAAUAUAUUAGAUAGAAAAACAAACGAAAUAAAUUGAUGAAACGUCACAAAUAAUUUUAAGACUACAACUGAAGUGACCUAAUUUAGAAAAUUGCUCGUAAAUCAAUCUAGCGUUAAACUAAUUAUAAAUUGUACACCUAUUGUGUAAUUUUAUAGUAAUGUGCUGUGCAUAUUAUUCAUUCAAUCACUUUGUACUAUGACAGACAUGCUGGUUCACGCCCGUAGUCCAGUGAUUAAAUCAAAAUCAAUCAAAUGAGCUGCCGCAGGCUGUGUAACAUAAUACUUGCAUAAAGCUGAAAGUUUGUUGUAUUCAUAUAUCUUGCUGUUUUUUACGCGCGUUUCAUUGACGUUUCAUACCAACUACCAUAGGGCAGUACCGCCGCACAGUUUUUCUGAUGCAGGCGUUAAUGUCACUGAUUUGUUAUAUAACUGUUAGUAUUUUAACAAACUGCAUGGAACAAAUUAUAUACAACAUAGUUAAUAACAAAGAAUGUAUAAAACUUUCUUGUUAAUUAAAUUGCAAUGAAAAUACAUAUACAUUUCUAUUAUUUCUAUCACAGCGCCGUUUCUUGAUGGGCGCUAUACUUUUUAGUAUCUUUCAAUUAUGUAGAGGGAUAACUUUUUCGAAAGCAGUAUGAUACACUAUAUCGGCAUCAAAUUAUAGUUAUAUUCCAUAGUUCGCCUUGGUAUUUAGCAUGUUGAUAUUAUCCGUCCUGGAAAUUCCAUGACAGCUUGCCAAUAGGUAGUGAUAACUUUUAUAGAGAUGAGGAAGGUAGGAAGUAAGAGAAAAUAAGCGUAUACAGAUAUACUAAAUAGUAUAUAAAAUAUGAUUAGUCAAUUGAAUCCAAACACGUACUUGAAUGUUCAUUUAAUAACACCAAGGCUUGAAAUGGUUAAGUUUGCACAAGACAGGAUCACCGAUAAUAAAUGUUGUAGUAGAGAAUAAGUCCGUAAUUGAUUGAUCUCGCCUAGCGUGGAAAGUACAAAAUAAGAAUUAAGUAUUUGUCCUUUCCAUUAGUUAUGGUGUACCUAAUGAUAAAAUCUAGAUUCUAGGUGUAUUGUGGAACGUUUGUAUAAAAACGUAGUCCUCGCUUAUCCUAAAUUAUAUGUAUGAUUUUUUUUAUUUUAAUUAAGAAUAUGUAAUUAUAUAGUUUUCAUUCCUAGCUGCAUUUAAAAUUUCUUGAUAUCGGAAUAUUCUUCAUAAAUCUAUGAAUGUUUUUCUAAUAGAAAUUGGAUAUCAAAUAGUAUUUCAAGUGCCAUCAGUGCAUUGAUGUUUUAAACAUGACUUAUUAGGUAUUUUCUCUUUAUCGAUAUUGUUCUUACAUCACAUUGUAUACAAUUGCAAUCUAAUAAAAUAUAUUUAUUAUCUAGUCAAUAUAUUCUAUUGGUCAUUAUUUUGAUUUGCCCAUGAACAUUAAAAGUGUCAAUAAAUAACUAAUUUAAUGUAUAAAUUCGUAAUGACGUGGUAAAAUUGCCACCAUAAUAAAACGUAAUUAUUAAAUCUAAAUAGAAGAAUUCAAUCACAUGUUUUGUAAUGUUACAUCGUAAAGGGAAAUGUAACGAAAUGAGACUGAUUCGUAUUUACGUUGAAUUGUUGAUGGUUUUGAUGUUGGGAAUGUUGUGUGUUAAGAUUGUUUGAAGAUUUAUCCAGAUUAGUAGGUGGAAUUGGAUAUCUGCGAAUUUCAAAAAAUGUUUUUAAAGCAUACAAAGCAUAGCUUGUUCAGGAGCUGAUGUCACUGAUUAAGCAUGAAGAGAAUCCCCUUGUGUGAACACUUUGCAGAUGUUUUUUUUCAAAAAAGUAAUUUUUGUUACUAUUAGCAUGUCGACAAUCAUUGUGUUGUAAAUAAUUACGUAUGUAAAUAAAUAUUAUUGUGAAAUAUA